AUGGAACUUCAGUUCCAAAAUAGAGGUGCCAAUAGUACUGCUAAUUCCUACAGAUCAAGAAAUAGGGGUUCUAACAAGAACAAGUUUGUCGGGGUGAGGCAAAGGCCUUCGGGCAAAUGGGUCGCAGAAAUCAAGAACACAACUCAGAAGAUCAGAAUGUGGCUUGGGACAUUCGACACUGCUGAAGAGGCUGCUCAGGCUUACGAUGAAGCUGCUUGCCUUCUUCGUGGUACAAAUACGCGAACCAAUUUCUUGAAUAACGCCCCUUCCAAUCCAGCCCUCUCUUUGAAAAUCCGAAACCUUCUUAAUCAAAAGAGAGGCCUAAAUAAAACCACACCUCCAAUUCUUGCUUCCAAAAAUAGUACUACCAGAAAAAAUAUUAACGUUGAAACCUGUCCAAAAACUAUUUCUAGUACCAAAACUAGUUCUCAAUAUUGUACUAGUGUCAGUUUUAAUAAUUCUCAAACUAGUUCUCCAGCUUGUGUGUCCAAUCCGGACAUUUUUGAGGAUGCGUAUAAGCCGGAUUUGAGCUGUUUCACGGGAGGAUACAAAAUGUGCUUCCCUACUUCUUCUGAUUAUUACGAUCAGUCUUCUGCUUUUUUGAUGGAUUUUGAUAAGAUUAAUCCAUUUGGUUUUGAGGCACAAAAAAGAGUUGGCGAGACGGUGAAUGAUGAGCAAUUUCCUGAUUUUGAACGUAUGAAGGUCGAAAGACAGAUUUCAGCUUCACUUUACGCAAUGAAUGGGAUUAGUGAAUACUGGGAUAACAUCCAUGAUUCAAAUGAUCCUUUGUGGGAUAUUUCCAUGCUCAGCCAAAUGUACUGCUCCACUCAGUUUCAAUUAUUGGUGACCGUUCAAUUCUCAAUUAAAUCAGGUGUCGGCUUACGAAUUGUGUCAGAAAGAAACUGGUUUUAUAUUUCUCCGAGUGCACAGAAAGCUUGCAAUUUGAAAGAUGUCUAA
Messenger RNA from Fraxinus pennsylvanica, 957 nucleotides. The record is from the annotation of a GenBank genome assembly. Lineage: Eukaryota; Viridiplantae; Streptophyta; Magnoliopsida; Lamiales; Oleaceae.